This is a messenger RNA of Varanus komodoensis (Komodo dragon), 1026 nucleotides long. RefSeq names its product maelstrom spermatogenic transposon silencer (gene MAEL). The coding region runs from base 1 to 1026 and encodes 341 amino acids. The record is from RefSeq and is a predicted model, not a curated record. Gene Ontology annotation, cellular component: nucleus; P granule. Gene Ontology annotation, biological process: piRNA processing; male meiotic nuclear division; spermatogenesis. NCBI's taxonomy places the organism in Eukaryota, Metazoa, Chordata, Lepidosauria, Squamata, Varanidae. The transcript is spliced from 10 exons. Gene Ontology annotation, molecular function: sequence-specific DNA binding.
AUGCCGAACCGCAAAGGGGCGCGCAACGCGUAUUAUUUCUUCGUGUUGGAGAAGUUGCCGGAGCUGAGGCGGCGCGGCCUGGCUGUGGCGAGCGUGUCCGAGGCCAUCCCGCACUGCUCCGAGGAUUGGGCGAUGCUGACUGAUGAACAAAAAGAAAAGUAUGCAGAAAAAGCUCGUCAAUGGAAAGCUAAGAAAUUGGAAAAGCCACCCUGCCAAGUCACAGCACCUCUUCCCACACAAACCCAGAAUAGAGUUCCUGUUUCAGACAUCAGCAGUGCACUUAGGAAGUGUGAUCAAGUUGUACUUGAAACCUCAUUCUAUUUCCUGAAUAUCUUCAGCCAUGGAGUGUUACCCCCUCAUUGCAAUCAGCGUUUCCUUCCUUGUGAAAUUGGCUGCAUCAAAUACUCGCUUAAGGAUGGCAUAAUUGCAGACUUCCAUCAUUUUAUAGAUCCUGGAGAGGUACCACGGGGAUUUCGUUUUCAUUGCCAGGCUGCAGGUGAUAUUACACACAAGAUUCCCAUAUCUGGUUUUGAGCUGGCAACUGCAAAUCAUUCUGUUGUGCUACGUGAGCUAUACACAUUUAUCCAGCCACAUUGGGGCACAUGGCCACCUGUGUAUUGUAAGUCUGAUGAUCACUUUAGGGUCAACUGGUGCCUGAAUCACAUGGCUAGAGAAGCAGGCACAGUAAAUCAUCUAGUGCUUCUCAGUGCGGAAGACCUUGUUGUGGAUCUGUAUUAUCAGAAGCUUCAAAAAGAGCCUUCUAAGACUUGGGUGUGUAACACACUGGAUGCCUCCAUGUGGGAUUAUUCAGUCAAUACCAGGUGCAGGUGGCAUGAAGAAAAUGAUGUGCUAUUCUGUGCUCUUGCUACUUGCAAGAAAAUUGCGUAUUGCAUCAGCAAUUCUCUAGCCAAUAUGUAUGAAAUCCAGCUAACUUCAUCACAUUUACCCCUACGUGAGAAGGAUUCUCAAAGCACGAUUAACCCUAAGAUGAUAGUACUGGAUGCUGGCCGUUUCCAGGUCAUUUAA